Molecule: messenger RNA, 753 nt
Organism: Eimeria mitis
Lineage: Eukaryota; Apicomplexa; Conoidasida; Eucoccidiorida; Eimeriidae
Exons: 6
Coding region: 1-753 (250 amino acids)
Biological process (GO): GPI anchor biosynthetic process
Cellular component (GO): glycosylphosphatidylinositol-N-acetylglucosaminyltransferase (GPI-GnT) complex
Source: RefSeq, a predicted model, not a curated record
AUGCUUGGUCGGCGUGUUAUGGAGGUGUACCCGAGAGAUGCAGCAGCAGCAGCAGCUGCUGCAGCAGCAGCAGCAGCAGCUGUUGCUGCUGUUGCAGCAGAGCGACACACAACACAAACCAAAAGCCGCAACUGCAGCAGCAGUAACAGCAACAACUGCGAUAACAGCAGCAGCAGCAGCAGCAGCAGCAGCAGCAGCAGCAGCUGCAGCAACGAUGACGGUGGAAGCCAUAGCAAUGGGAGCAAUGAAAGUGCUGCUGCUGCAGCAACAGCAGCAGCAACAGCAGCAGCAGCAGCAGCAGCAGCAGAUGGGGGUAACAAGAGGAGUUGUGUUCUGCUGCGAAAGCUCUGGGACUCGAUGAGGGCUGCUGUGCCCUUGGCUUUGAUGCUUUCUCUCUUCUACUAUUGCUACGGCAUGUCGGGGCCGCUGCCGCAGGUGCUGCUGCUGGUUGGUUUGUUCUUUAGCUGCAUUCCUAUAGCCAAUGCAGUUGCUGCUGUUGUGAGGCUGAGAGAAGAGAAGCUAACGAUCAUCGGUGACUUUGGGGUACAGUGGAACUACCGGCGGCUGUUUUCUGCUUCUUCGCGGUUUCUCCCAAUCAGCCAAAUCCGAGAUGUCUUCAUCAGCGAGGAGGUGCAUGUUUACCGCAUUGCCUAUCACGUGGUUCUUGUUGUUGGGGAGAAACAAGAAAUCCUCGUUCCCUUUCAGGACGGGGUGGAGGGAACACCAAGGGCGAAACACUACGGGUUUAUUUAG